AUGGCAAACUACAAGAGGCUGAUACACUGGCAGCCUUGGCUAGGGCUCAGGCUAUGGAAGUUCAUAAAAGACCUUGUAACCAAGAAAUGGAAGGCUAUCCAUGAGCCGGAGGAUAAUCUUCUCUAUUGUGGUGCUAUCUUUACAAGGUCUUUAGUGCAGAAAAAGGCAUAUCCGAGAGCGUUUAACAUCCCAUGUACUAUUGGCCCCCUGAUGUUCACAAAAGAACUAUGCGAUCUGGGAUCCAUUGUAAAUUUAAUGCCACUGGCUGUGUACAAGAAAUUAGGUUUGGGGGAUCCUACCCCAACAAAUAUGUGGUUGGUAAUGGCAGAUAGAUCUGUGAAGUGGCCUGUAGGCAUACUGCAGGAUGUUUUGGUAAAGGUAGCUAAUUUUGUUCUGCCUGCUGAUUUUGUGGUCCUAGAUUGUGAAGUGGAUUUUGAAGUGCCCAUCAUUUUGGGAAGGCCAUUACUUACAACUGGGAGAGUGAUAGUAGAAAUAGAAUUGAACGAGCUAAAGUUUAGGUUCAAUGACAAAGAAGCACACUUCUAA
Molecule: messenger RNA, 546 nt
Organism: Capsicum annuum
Lineage: Eukaryota; Viridiplantae; Streptophyta; Magnoliopsida; Solanales; Solanaceae
Exons: 2
Coding region: 1-546 (181 amino acids)
Source: RefSeq, a predicted model, not a curated record